Messenger RNA from Nelumbo nucifera (sacred lotus), 1613 nucleotides. RefSeq names its product endoglucanase 8-like. The record is from RefSeq and is a predicted model, not a curated record. Gene Ontology annotation, biological process: carbohydrate metabolic process. Gene Ontology annotation, molecular function: hydrolase activity, hydrolyzing O-glycosyl compounds. Lineage: Eukaryota; Viridiplantae; Streptophyta; Magnoliopsida; Proteales; Nelumbonaceae.
AGUUCUUACUCUUACGCUUCUAUAGAUAGGAUAGGAUACGACAUUGAUAGGUCAAUUGACAGAGACAUUGAUUUUCUGGAAAUAAGAUAAUUUGAGAGAUGGGUCGAUCAUCAAUUCGCCUAGCGUUGUUUUUCGUUGCAUCUAUGAUCACGGUGCUGGGAGUGCAGGCUUCACACGAUUAUGGCGAUGCUUUGUCUAAGAGUAUUUUGUUCUUUGAAGGCCAGCGGUCUGGGAAAUUACCCGUUUCUCAGAGGAUGAAAUGGAGGAAAAAUUCUGCUCUUCACGAUGGUGAUCAGAUUGGUGUAGAUUUGGUGGGAGGGUACUAUGAUGCUGGAGACAACGUCAAAUUUAGCUUUCCCAUGGCUUUCUCGACUACAGUGUUGGCAUGGAGCGUGUUAGAGUUUGGCAAGCUCAUGGGUCCGGAUCUGCAAUACGCCAUGGAAGCGGUUCGCUGGGCUACAGAUUACUUUCUCAAGGCCACUAGCGUUCCAGGCUUUGUAAUUGCUCAGGUUGGUGAUCCCUACGGUGACCACAACUGUUGGGAGAGGCCGGAGGACAUGGACACCCCUCGAACUCCCUACGCAGUUAGCAGGAAGUACCCUGGCUCUGAGGUCUCCGCUGAGAUUGCCGCAGCACUCGCAGCCUCCUCCUUGCUCUUCAAGACCUCUAAUCCUCGUUACUCCGCCAGGCUCCUCAACAGAGCAACCAUGGUUUUCGAUUUCGCUGAUAAGUACCGGGGUUCAUACAACGACAGUCUUGGGCCGUGGGUUUGCCCUUUCUAUUGCAACUUCAGUGGCUACUAUGACGAACUGUUAUGGGGAGCUACGUGGUUAUACAAAGCUACCACUUCACCCUACUACCUCAACUAUGUUACAAAUAAUGCACCGGCUCUUGCAACCAACGCAGUUGCAGCUGCUGGCUUUCAUAAAUAUAGUAACUUCGCUGAAUUUGGGUGGGAUACAAAGGAUGCCGGCGUUAAUGUACUUGUCUCCAACUUGCUGAUGUCUGCAAAGGCAAAUUCUAAUCCUUUCCACUCGAACGCCGAUAAAUUUGUUUGCUCCAUACUGCCUGAAUCGCCCACAAAAAGCGUCACCUACUCACCAGGUGGGCUACUGUUCAAGACAGGAGGAAGCAACAUGCAGCACCCAAUAUCUCUUUCAUUUCUUCUUCUUGUUUAUGCUCGCUAUUUGAGCAAUGCCAAUUCAGUCGUCCAUUGUGGUAACAUUGUUGCUCCUCCAUCUAGGCUUAUUCAAGUGGCAAAACGCCAGGUAGACUAUAUACUCGGAAACAACCCACUGAAUAUGUCAUACAUGGUGGGAUAUGGGAAGAAAUUUCCUCAGAGAAUACAUCAUCGAGCGUCUUCAAUACCAUCCGUUGAUAAACAUCCAGCACAAAUCAGCUGCAAAGAUGGGACUCAGUAUUACUUAAGCAAUGAUCCCAAUCCUAACCUGUUAACCGGGGCAGUUGUUGGAGGACCAGACAGCAAUGACAAGUAUAGUGAUUCUAGAGCGCUGUUUGUGCAAUCGGAACCCACAACAUACAUAAACGCACCUCUUGUUGGCCUAUUGGCAUACUUCAAAUCAAGCCCUGUUUGAUUGUUGUGAUCAUGUAAA